Pleuronectes platessa (European plaice) is the source of this 1454-nucleotide messenger RNA. RefSeq lists its product as uncharacterized. Bases 294 to 1454 code for a protein of 386 amino acids. The record is from RefSeq and is a predicted model, not a curated record. The transcript has 4 exons. NCBI's taxonomy places the organism in Eukaryota, Metazoa, Chordata, Actinopteri, Pleuronectiformes, Pleuronectidae.
CCAAGAGGGGGCGGGGGUGGGCACUAAGACUAAAUUAGUUUAUUUUGCAUUUAUACAAAUUAUAUUCAUCUAAAUAAGAUCAUAUUACUUUAUAAUUAUUAAAAUUGAGUCACACUCAUGUGAUAAUUGAUAAAUGGCAAGUCGUUUCUGCCGUCAUAAGACACUGAAUUAUGGUACGUACCUUUACCUUUUCACGUGACGUAUCACCAGGUCCCGGUUCAGACAGUUCAGACAGAGCAGGGGAAAACGCAGGUCGGAUUCCAGCUAGUUAACUCAGGCUAAAAACGGGGGAAAUGAUUUGGCGCUGUGUUAUUUGCUUUGUGUUCGUGGCUCUCACUCUCAAAUCUUUAUUGAGUCAUAUUAAUACUGCUCAUAGUCGCAGUCCAGAUUUUCGCGUUGUUUGUGGAAUUGAUGGAUGCACCAAAGAGUAUCGAGUCUACAACUCACUAUGGUAUCACAUUAGAAGAAACCACUACGAACACCUGGAAAGUGGCAGCAGCAACUCACGGAGAGAGAGGUCAACAGCAAGCCCGGAAGCCUCUUCAGCGGUGAAUGCGUGGGCUUACAGGCCAGCUGAUGCGACGGUACAAAUCAGAGAGCAUCAAACGGAUGAAGCAGUGGUGGAAAACAGGGUACAAGAUGUAAUGCCUGUUGGGUCAUGUCCUGCUGUAGACUCUUCUGCAUCAUGUCAGUCAGAGGAUGACAUCAGUUAUAACACUCUGACCAGACAAGCUACUGCUAUUAUGUUGACUGCAAGAGAAAAACACCAUCUUUCACAGAGAGGUGUGAAUGAUGUCUUGGCUGCAAUGCAGCAAUAUCAAGCCCUGUUGGUGACUAAUCUGAGGAGUCAGCUACAAACUGUAUUCCAGCAACAUCAAGGAAGUGAACUUGAAAAGGAAGCGAUGGCAGUAUUCGACCGGAUUGAGGAUCCAUUUUCCUCUGUUGCAACAACAUACAGGCAGGACAACGUGAUUAAGGAAAAUUUCAAUUUUGUGGAGUCAGAGGAGGUUACUGUUGGGUAUACUGCCUGCUUGAAGAAAAAAGGGACAAAAAGGGUCCUCUCCACAAGAACCAAAUGUUUUCAUUACGUACCUCUGAUUAAAAGUUUAGAACAGUUAUUGUCCCAUCCAAAAGUUUUAGAAAUGAUAGAUCAGCCGCAAAAAUACAGAAGUGGCGGUUAUCUGUAUGACAUCAUAGAUGGAGAGCUCAUGAAAUCACACCCUUUAUUUUCAGCCCGGCCCUCUGCUUUACAGAUAAUCAUUUACUCAGACGAAAUUGAAAUCUGCAAUCCACUUGGAUCUCAUGCUUCCAAGAAUAAGUUACUAAUGUUUUAUUAUACAUUAGGAAACAUUGAUCCAAAAUAUAGAUCAAAACUCGCUGCAAUUCGUCUACUUGCUAUUGCAAAGAAGAGAGAGUUGUCUCAUUCACAGCGGCGGGAGCGGGCAGACAGCUAA